GUAAAGUAUUGCACAGACAUAGCCAUAGCAGCCGUAACAUCUGCUGUACAGCUCCCCCCAACCCUGCGCAGGGAUAAAGCAGUGUUUUAUUCUGUUUUAGACCCAUAGUCACGUUUUUACAUUUAUUAUUCACAAUUUUAUUUUUAACUUUUUAAAGUGAAGCCUACGUUUUUAGUUAUUGUUUUUAAAUUCGGGUUGGAAGGCGAACCAUAGACGAAUAUGUUCAGGGAUAUAGAACUGUUUUACUUGCGUUAAAGUCAGAGGAGUUUUUAUUUUCCAGACACGGACCGCGCAAAGAAACAUCCGACCUUCAAGGAAUUUGUUAUAAAGUUUUCAGAAAGUAUUCUGUCUUUACGCGGAUACUGAGUGGAUAUGGCUUGGAUCAGAUGGGACCUCUUAUUUUCUAUAGGUUUAUUCAUUUCACCGGCAUUUGUGUCCACGGAUCAGAGUGGCUUUAGGAGAUACUACGUGUUGCAGCCAGGUCCGAGCGGGACAGACAGGGUACAUGUGAGUUCCAUUUCUUCGCGCUCCAGUGCCACAGGACAGCCCCAUGCCUACAAUGUGGAGCUCACGGCCAGUUACGGUGGCCAGGGCCGAACCCGUAGGAUGGGUAACCAAGCGAACCCGAUCUCGCAUCGCCAGGAUACACAGUUUGCGCUGCACCAGCAAGUCAUUCCGCAGACCAGUCACAACGUUCACCAGAGUCACCAAAUGAAAAUGUCAGGGGUGAAUGUCUGUGGAGGGCAGUGCUGUCACGGAUGGAGUAAGGCCACUGGAUCGCAGCGGUGCACCAAGCCCAACUGCCUGCCCCAGUGCCAGAAUGGAGGAAUGUGUCUGAGGCCCCUGCUCUGUGUCUGCAAGCCGGGCUCCAAUGGCAAGGCAUGUGAACAGAAGACCAUGCCCACCUCUUCCAACCCAGCGCAGCCAGGGAACGGCCACACCAAUGGACACACCAAUGGCCGUAGCAUAGUGCCCCAGAGGCCCAUUCCCCAGCAGGUGCCCAUCCCCCAGCAGGGUUAUGCCCCUGCCCCAGUCCCUGUCAGCAACAUGGCUCAGAUGACCCUGACCGUCAAGCAGUCCCCCCACCUUGUCCGGCCCCAGCAAAUCCGACCUGGUAGCCAGCAGUUUGUCUUGAAGCCCAAGUACUACCACACACACACCACACACUCCCAGACGCAUUUCCAACACCAGCCUGACAGACCCAUUCCGCUGACGGUGAGACACAACCCCAUCCACGUGGGGAACCACACGGGCCGGAUCAAGGUGGUCUUCACACCCACCAUCUGCAAGGUGACCUGCACGGGGGGCCAGUGCCAGAACAACUGUGAGCUGGGCAACACCACCACCAUUAUCAGUGAGAAUGGCCGUGCCGCAGACACCCUCACCGCCCCCAACUUCAGAGUAGUGGUAUGCCAUCUGCCCUGCAUGAAUGGAGGAAAGUGCAGUGCCAGGGACAAGUGUCAGUGCCCGGCUACCUAUACGGGGAAGUUCUGCCAGAUGCCUGUUCAAAAUGGGAAUGGGCAGCAGCGCCAGAAUGGGAAGCAGCAGACGUCCCAGAUUCACUCCACUCACACUCUGCCCCUCACGUUCAGCAAUGGACAGAACCCUGUGAAAUAUGCCCCCAGCAUCGUGAACAUCCACGUGAAGCAUCCUCCAGAGGCCUCGGUGCAGAUCCAUCAGGUCUCCCAGCUGGAUGCCAAUGGGCAGAAGGUGAAAGGCAAUGGGCAGAAUGGCCAAUCGCAGACCCAGACCCAGACCCAGUCUCACUACACCUACCACCACUCAGACAGCAGACAGACGAUCCAGGGACACAAUAUAAUCUACCCCAACCAGCAGAGCUACGUCCCCCAGUACCAGCCCAUCUCCUCCAAGAGCCAGUUGGGACGCUGCUUCCAGGAGACCACCGGCACACAGUGUGGCAAGGCCCUCCCUGGUCUCAGCAAGCAGGAAGAAUGCUGUCAGAGCAUCGGAACAUCCUGGGGGUUCCACAAAUGCCAGAAGUGCCCAAAACCAUCUAUUCCUCUGACAGCAGGAGGAUCCAGACAUGCGAUGGACUGCCCCCAGGGAUACAAGCGCAUCAACAACUCCCACUGCCAAGAUCUUAAUGAGUGCCAGCUGCAGGGUGUGUGUCCCAACGGAGACUGUCUGAACACCAUGGGCAGCUACAGGUGCAGCUGUAAGGUCGGCUAUAUCCCUGACCCCACCCUCUCCACCUGUAUCCCCGACACCCCUGCCGUCCACGAGGAGAAAGGGGCUUGUUUCCGAUUGGUCAGUUCGGGGAAGCAGUGUUUGCACCCAGUGUCUGCUCAGCUGAGCAAACAGCUGUGCUGCUGCAGUGUGGGCAAGGCCUGGGGCCCGAGCUGCGACAAGUGCCCCCUGCCAGGAACAGCUAAAUUCAAGGAGAUAUGCCCUGGUGGGAUGGGCUACACUGUCACGGGAUCUUACAAGCCCAAAGCACCCAAUCAACUACCCAAACUACCCAUCAACAUGCCAAUGAUCACCCACCAAGAGCCUGUGGCCCCGCCUCUGCCCCUCCCGACACCUGAGAAACCAGUGGAGGCCUUGAGCGUAGCUGAGAGACAGCUUCCCUCUGUACCAGUAGCCACAGAUGCACCUGAGCAGGAGCUGGUUAUUCUGGAGGCUACUAGUAGUAGUCCAAUAGUUGAGGCCGAGGCUGGGCAGCCACAGCUCUCUCCCGGUGUCUCUACCAUGAGGAUGGAGCCGGCCUACAAAGAAGUUGUGGAGAAAACGUCCCCCCCUGCUCCAGCCCUGAUCCUCCCCACCAAUGCUGGCCAGGACAUCGCCCCUACUCAGUCCGCAGAGGUGGAUGAGUGCAAGGUCAACCCUCACAUCUGUGGCCAGGGGAUCUGCUACAACACUGUGGAGGGUUAUAACUGCAUCUGUAACGAGGGCUACCAGAUGGACGAGACACACACCACCUGUGUAGAUGUUGAUGAAUGCCUGGAGUCUGCAUCAUUGUGCUCCAACGGCCGCUGCAAGAACACUCCCGGCAGCUUCCUGUGUGUGUGCCAACCAGGCUUCAUGACAGAUGAGGAGGGAACCAGUUGCAUUGAUUUAAACGAGUGUCUGAACCCCAACGCUUGUCAUGAGGAUGGUUUUUGUGUCAACAACGUGGGUUCCUACAGCUGUCAGCACUGUGACAGUGGCUACAGGAUGAGCCCAACAGGCCAGUGUGAAGAUAUAAAUGAGUGUCUGGACUUGGGUGUGUGUCUGUCCGGCCUGUGCAUCAACUUCCCAGGCUCGUAUGAGUGUGAUCUGUGUCCAAAGGGCUUCCAGGGCCAGGGAGGACAGUGUGUCGACGUAGACGAAUGCCGGGACCCGUCAACUUGUGCCAACGGGAAGUGCUCCAACUUUGAAGGAUACUUUGUCUGCUCGUGUAACGAUGGAUUCACGCUCAGCUUAGAUGGACAAUCAUGCGAAGAUGUGGAUGAGUGCCAGGAUGAGCAGGUGUGUACCAGGGGGCACUGCCAAAACACUGAGGGCUCUUUCCUCUGUAACUGUGGGCCCGGCUUCAGGGCUUCUGCAGCAAGGGACCAGUGUGACGAUGUGGAUGAGUGCCAGGAGCUGACCAUGCCCUGUGACAGUGUGGGCCAGUGUGUCAACAACAUGGGCUCCUACCACUGCAUCUGCCCCCAGGGCUACCAGCAGAUCAACGGCACCAGCUGUCUAGAUGUUGAUGAAUGUCUGGACGACCCGGAGCUGUGUUCCCCACACGGGGAGUGUCUCAACGCUGAGGGCUCCUUCUACUGUGUCUGUGAGAGUGGCUUCGCUGCCAGCCAGGACACACACACCUGUGAAGACGUGGAUGAGUGCUCGGAUGGCACCAGGUGUGUUGGCAGCUCCUGUGAGAACAGCCAGGGUUCCUACAGAUGCCAGUGUGACAGUGGCUACCGCCUGCAGGCAGACACUGACACUUGCCUGGAUAUCGAUGAGUGUUCAGAGUUGGGGCAGAGUAUCUGUGGGGCGUGGCAGUGUGAGAACACGGAGGGCUCCUAUAGGUGUGUGGUGGACUGCCCCCCCGGACACAACCAUGGCCCAGAGGGCAUCUGUGUGGAUAUUGAUGAGUGCAACGUCAACGCCACGGUGUGUGGCAGCCACGGCUUCUGUGAGAACACGGUCGGAUCCUUCCGCUGCCUGUGUGACCGGGGCUACCAGGAGUCCCAGGAGGGCCUUGGCUGUGUGGAUGUGAAUGAGUGUGAUCUGCUGAGCGGUGUGUGUGGCGAGGCCCUGUGUGAGAACGUGGAGGGCUCCUUCCUGUGUAUGUGCCCCGACGAGGACCAGGAGUACAACCAGAUGACCGCCAAGUGCAGUCCCGCUCCCACAGUAAAGUGUUGUUCCCCAUACAGCCUCGUCAGUGGAGAGAAGGAGUGCUACUACAACCUCAAUGAUGAGAACCUGUGUGAGAACGUGCUGACCAGCAGUGUCACCAUAGAGGAGUGCUGCUGUACGCUGGGGGCAGGCUGGGGGGACAACUGUGAGGUGCACCCCUGCCCCAUCCAGGGCACUGAUCAGUUUUCCCAGAUGUGUCCAGCUGGGAGAGGCAGUGUCCCCACUGGUGACCCUGUGUUUGGAGUGACUGCAGCCGAGAGUUAUAAAGAUGCAGAUGAAUGUGCGUUAUUUGGCCAGGAGAUCUGUAAGGAUGGCUUCUGCUUCAACAGCCCAGGAAGCUACGAGUGUUACUGUAAGAAUGGCCUGCACUACGACGAGGUCAAUUUGCAGUGCAGAGAUAUUGAUGAGUGUCAGGAUGAGUCUAGCUGUGUUGCGGGAGAGUGUUUGAACACACAUGGCUCCUACAUGUGUUUCUGUACACACCCCAUGGUGAUGGACUCUGACAACAAGAGCUGUGUGAUUGCCCCUGAAGUGGCAGAGCAACAUGGUGAGCAGACUGUCUACCAGGGUAUUUGCUGGCAGACGGUAACAGAUAAUCUGACAGACAUUCUGACCUGCACCAAGCCCCUGGCCAACAGAAAGACCACGUACACAGAGUGCUGCUGUCUGUUUGGAGAGGCCUGGGGCAUGGACUGUACCCUCUGCCCCCUCAAGAACACAGAGGACUAUGCCUCCAUGUGUAACGUGGCAAUGAGUGGAGGACAGGGGCGUCCGUAUGGUCACGAUGCCCUCGUGCCCCGCCCUGUCCAGGACUACGAGCCUCACCCUGACCAUCCUGGUGCCCUGUACGAGGACAAGGAGAACCCUUCCGCUGCGUUUGAGGGCCUGAGAGCGGAAGAGUGUGGCAUUCUGAACGGCUGUGAGAACGGGCGCUGUGUGCGGGUACAGGAGGGCUACACCUGCGACUGCUUCGACGGAUACACCCUGGACAUGUCCCGCAUGGCGUGUGUGGAUGUGAAUGAAUGUUCUGAGCUCAACAACCGGAUGUCCCUCUGCAAGAACUCCAAAUGUAUCAACACGCAAGGAUCCUACAAGUGUGUGUGCCUGCCGGGAUACACCCCUUCUGAGCGGUCUAACUACUGUGUGGCCAGGAAACAGUGGGCAGCAGCAGCGCACACAGAGAGAGAGUGAGCCCCCACGGCCACUAGAGGGAAACACAUAACACUAAAAAAAUACACUUAUUUAAUCCAAGCCCAUAUACUCUGCACUGUAUAAAAACACACUAAAUAAAACAACAAAAAUAAUUUCCUUGAGAUAAAGAUCCAAUGUAACCUACUAUGUGGUGCCUGUGUGCGGUGGAGAAACACAGCAUUGUAUAAAAUGUAUGUUUGUUUUGUCCGGUUUUUGUAGGUUUUAUUUUUUUAUAUUAAAAGGAGUUUAUGCGCGCUAGAGGAGCAUUCGCUCUCCUAACGUAACGACAAACCCUAUGAACUCUUACUGGGGGAUAACUUUUUAUUUUCUACCCAGUCCAAAACGCCUUGUGUGUGGAUAUUUAAUUCAGUGAAGAGGCCAGCCAUCCAUUCGCUUUCCCCGUUCUCCCACUUCUUCCCAGCACUUCUCUUCCUCCUCCCUGUACCGUGGCUGUGGAGGACUGCUUGCCUGGCCCUGGAUGGACAGCCAUCUGAUCUUUGCUCGGUGGCUUCACACGAACAUGCAGUAUGCACAUUACUGUAAUAGAAUGUUUUUCAUGUAAAUUCUUUGGAAUAAGCUUUUUUCUAGUCAAUUUUUGUAUUAAUUAUAAAUGCAAACACAAAACUACUUCUCUGUCUGGGACAUUGGACAAUAGCAGGUUUUAAUUUUUUGAUUUGUUUGGUUUUAUACUCAUGCCUGCCCUGUGGAGCAGUCAUAUUCCCUACCCUUUCAUUUAUUUUCUUGAGAUAUUGUUUUGCUUUAUUUUUUCAUACUUUAAUGAAAUAUUUUUCUGCAUUUUACUGCAAUGUCUAAAGGUCUUGCCAGGUUGCAAAGCUGCUACGGGACAGCCAUGGGAGAAAUUUUGUACAUUUAAACAGAAGAGUUGAGAAACCAGUUUAUGUAUUUGUAAUUUGUACAUGAAAAAUAGCUCUUGUAUGAAUAUUAAUUUUACUAUGUAUAUUAAACCCCUGGUAAUAAAUCACAAAUGGUGAUAUUUAAACUG
Messenger RNA from Coregonus clupeaformis (lake whitefish), 6544 nucleotides. Its product is annotated as latent-transforming growth factor beta-binding protein 1. The record is from RefSeq and is a predicted model, not a curated record. Gene Ontology annotation, molecular function: calcium ion binding. The transcript is spliced from 35 exons. Bases 373 to 5541 code for a protein of 1722 amino acids. NCBI's taxonomy places the organism in Eukaryota, Metazoa, Chordata, Actinopteri, Salmoniformes, Salmonidae.